CUUGUGUUGAUGCGUUCAUGUUAAAAGCUACGACAUGUGCAAUUUGCCAUGGGUAGUAGUUACUGUAUCUACAUGGACGCUCCCGUGCCAAGCAGCGGAAACGCGCACUUGACUCGGUCGUGCAUGGGGUGCACAGGGGGCAGCUUGGACGUGCGCCGGCACUUUCACGGCAAACACCCGCCACAGUUUGAUGUCAAACACAUAGCAGACGUGGUUAUAUUCGACGCAGAGCAGCCCCGUGAUGACAGUCGACGCCUUGUCGAGGUAGUACACGUUCUUGUUCUUCCAAUUGUCCAUCGUGAACAAGUACUUGACAGAACUCGCGAACUGCAGCGACACGUCGUGCCUGUCGUUUUGCAGGUGUCGGUGACACUCGCGCUGGAACGCGUAGUACACGACGACGGACACGCCAACGAGCUGCCCGAACCGGACGUAGCUCCCGAUCACGACCCCGCCCGCGUCGCACCGAAGCAGAAAGUCCACGACGUCAAUGGCACACAGCGGUCGACGAUCACCGAGUGCGCAACGGGGCUGAACACGCUGAGAGCGAUGGCGACGACCCAAACAAUCAUGCCACGUGUGUUGCUUGGUCACGACGAUCACCACGUCACACAAAACGUACACAAACCACGUCGUUUCCCCGCUUAUCAACGCGCCCUCCGGCGACCAGCACGGCCGAUGGCACGGCCGAUGGAGGCCCUACGUUGCUCAGGGCUGACUCCAAGUACACAGCCCCGUUGCCCGCAUACUCGCGCACACACCUCACUUGCCGUCGCUCGCUGUGCGCCAUGGGAAACUGCUGCUUGAAGUCCACCCAGUACUACGCCGUCAUGAUCUCCGGCACGGCGCAGUAGCCCAUGCAUCGCAAGCCCCGGAUGGCCGUGGGCAGCGCGCUGGCGUCUUGGAGGUUGGCGUAGAGCGCGCUCGAGCUGAUCACGGUGCUGCUCGAGUUGUAUGGCAUCGAGUCGGCAAAGGCGAGGUAGUCCAGCGUGUCGUUCAAGCCUGACGGGUUCAAUAGCAGCUGCGUCGAAACCCAGCUACCGAGGAACCCGUACGCCCCCGUGGCGUUGAAUUCGGACCACCAAAAGUCGUUGGUCGUGUCGGCUUCGGUCGUCGAGAUGUACAGCACGCUGUCCGCGACGGAAAACACCAUGUACAGCAACCCCCCCACCGCAACCAAGCGGUCCGCCGGACGAAAGGACGACUUAGCCACCGGGGCUGCGGGGGUCGCGGGCGGCUCGUCGAAUGUCGGGGUCUCGAACAAACACGAGUACCACCGGUGGUGGGGCUGUGUGGUGUCGGUGGUUGGCUCCCACUACACCGAACACGACUUGAUGUCAAGCAAAAAGUGGCUCUGCGCCGUGUGAAACGUCAGCAGACCGCUCAUGAUGCACGUGAUGCGGUCAAAGCUACGUUGCUGCAUCGCCAACACGGCAAAGUAUACGCUAAAGGGCGUCGUGCUCACCGCGAACGGCUGCCAUGAUGACACAUGUCGUCAAAGCCAAACGCAUCGUGCACCAAGGGUGUCGGGUCCGCGGUUUCGCACAUGGGAUUCCCCCCUCGAAAGUCGUGGCCAGCCCACGCUUUGGGCAUGAUGUAGGUCGAUUGUGGUAGCGCGUGGUCCGCCAUAGCCGCGAGGGUGACGGGAUGUUGCUGCAAGCGGCGCAUCAAUUCUGCUUGAAAGUGCAGCACGACCCUCGCUAGAGACGGCGGCAGGGAUACCCAGAUGGCGUCGAUGGCGCCGUACGGACUGAUGUGGGCAGCCCACAGCAGCGACGACAUGGUCGGCUUGACGCCCGAGUUGGCCAAAAUCAAACUCUCUGUAACCGACCGCGACGUGCUGCGCACGAGCGAGAAGUUACGCAGCCGCACAUACGACAUGUCGCUGGCGAUCACAGCGUUCAACACGGUGGACUUGGAACGCCAUGCUUUUCACGGUGACGUCUUGGCGCGCCCGAACGCAUUGACGAUUGCGAUGCUCUCGUCCACGCCCGUGGCCCACCGGUUGUGCCAAUGAAGUUGCCACGUCAUGAGGUGCUAGGAUCGCCAAUACGCGGUCUCGGUCGCCACGUCCUCGAACGCAUGUUCCACCGACUUGAGCCUGGGUCGCGCCUGUUGGAAACUCCAGCAGCCCCCCAACGAUGGCCCCCGUGAACGAGCCAUUAAACCCACCAUAGAAGAAUCCCACUGAACGGAACGUUCCGCAAGAUGGCUUCCAAAUGCACAGCCGCGUAGGUCGUGUACGAGGCGGCACAUCGCGCUAGACGGACGGCGGUGCGGGCCAUCUGGAAGUGCUGGUCAAAGUCCAUCCAGCAGUAAUGCGUCGGCAGGCCCGUGUUGAGCUCGUUGGCGUGGAGGCCUUGGACGACAUCUUCCAAGUUGGUCGUCGUCGGCAGGACCAACAUGCGGGGGUACACGUGGACUCCACGGACGCCCCCGGACAACGGCCGACGACGACGCCAUGAGUGGGAUCGUAGACGACGCUUGGAGUCCCAAGUGCAGAUUGCACAGCCCCCCAGGAACAACUGCCCAGCUCAAUUGGUUGGCCAACGUCGGAAACAGCAGCAACACGUACACGACACUGAGCGCUACAGUCUCCAGCACAUACACGAAGCCAGCCACGGACUCGAGCCUCUGCAUCCCCGUCAUCUAGUCGUCACGACACGACGUGGUUGUGGCUGGACUGGUGCGGCUUGACGACCAACGAUAUUCGCACCAUUGGGGAGGUGGAACCUUUGGCGGACGGCGGGUCCUUCACUUCGGGGGCCACUUGGAUGGAAAAUCGGGCCAUGGUCUCAAGCUAAU
Molecule: messenger RNA, 2805 nt
Organism: Aphanomyces astaci
Lineage: Eukaryota; Oomycota; Saprolegniomycetes; Saprolegniales; Verrucalvaceae
Exons: 1
Coding region: 49-807 (252 amino acids)
Source: RefSeq, a predicted model, not a curated record